AUGAGUCAUGUGGCGGUAGAAAAUGCUGUUGGGCUGGACCAGCAGCUUUCGGGCCUAGACUUGAACGCUUCUCCGGAGAAUCAGGCCGGAGGCAGCACGGCCAGCAAAGGCCGCUAUAUCCCUCCUCACUUACGGAACCGCGACGCGGCCAGGGCGUGUUACGACCGGGACGGUGUAGGGUGGAGCUCCGGUAAGGAGAAGGAUGCCUACAGCAGCUUCGGGUCUCGUAGUGAUUCGAGGGGCAAGUCCAGCUUCUUCAGCGACCGCGGCAGCGGGUCCCGGGGAAGGUUUGACGACCGGGGGCGGAGCGACUACGAUGGCGUCAGCAGCAGCCGCAGUGACCGAAGCGGCUUCGGCAAGUUUGAACGCGCCGGGAACAGUCGCUGGUGCGACCGGUCGGACGAAGACGACUGGUCCAAGCCCCUCCCGCCGAGCGAACGCUUGGAGCAAGAACUCUUUUCCGGAGGCAACACGGGGAUUAACUUUGAGAAGUACGACGACAUUCCUGUGGAAGCGACGGGCAACAACUGCCCGCCACACAUCGAGAGUUUCAGCGACGUUGAGAUGGGAGAAAUUAUCAUGGGAAACAUUGAACUUACUCGUUACACUCGCCCGACGCCGGUGCAGAAACACGCUAUUCCUAUUAUCAAGGAGAAAAGAGACUUGAUGGCCUGUGCCCAAACGGGGUCUGGAAAAACUGCAGCGUUUCUCUUGCCCAUCUUGAGUCAGAUUUAUUCAGAUGGUCCAGGGGAGGCUUUGAGAGCCAUGAAGGAAAACGGAAGGUACGGGCGCCGCAAACAAUACCCCAUCUCCCUGGUGUUGGCACCAACAAGAGAACUGGCAGUACAGAUCUAUGAGGAAGCCAGAAAGUUCUCGUACCGGUCUAGAGUCCGUCCCUGCGUGGUGUACGGUGGUGCCGAUAUCGGCCAGCAGAUUCGAGACUUAGAACGCGGGUGCCACUUGCUAGUAGCCACGCCAGGCCGCCUCGUGGAUAUGAUGGAAAGAGGAAAGAUUGGAUUGGAUUUCUGCAAAUACUUGGUGUUAGAUGAAGCUGACCGGAUGCUGGAUAUGGGGUUUGAACCUCAGAUACGCAGGAUAGUUGAGCAAGACACUAUGCCUCCAAAAGGUGUCCGCCACACUAUGAUGUUUAGUGCUACUUUUCCGAAGGAAAUACAGAUGCUAGCGCGUGAUUUCUUGGAUGAAUAUAUCUUCCUGGCCAUAGGAAGAGUUGGGUCUACUUCUGAGAACAUUACACAGAAAGUAGUUUGGGUGGAAGAACCAGACAAACGGUCAUUUCUGCUUGACCUCCUCAAUGCCACAGGGAAAGAUUCACUCACCUUAGUGUUUGUGGAGACCAAAAAAGGUGCAGAUUCCUUGGAGGAUUUCUUAUACCACGAAGGGUAUGCAUGUACCAGCAUCCAUGGAGACCGUUCUCAGAGAGAUAGGGAAGAGGCCCUCCGCCAGUUCCGUUCCGGAAAAAGCCCAAUUCUGGUGGCUACAGCAGUAGCAGCAAGAGGGCUAGAUAUUUCAAAUGUGAAACAUGUCAUCAACUUUGACUUGCCUAGUGAUAUCGAAGAAUAUGUCCAUCGCAUCGGCCGUACAGGACGCGUUGGAAACCUUGGCCUUGCUACUUCAUUCUUAAAUGAGAGGAACAUAAAUAUUACUAAGGAUUUAUUGGAUCUUCUUAUUGAAGCAAAACAAGAGGUGCCAUCUUGGUUAGAAAACAUGGCUUUUGAAUACCACUACAAGGGUAGCAGUCGUGGACGUUCAAAGAGCAAUAGAUUUAGUGGAGGCUUUGGUGCGAGAGACUAUCGCCAAAGUAGUGGUGCCAGCAGUUCCAGCUUCAGCAACAGCCGCGUGAGCAGCAGCCGCAGUGGUGGAGGUGGCCAUAGCAGCAGCCGAGGGUUUGGUGGAGGUGGCUAUGGAGGCUUUUACAACAGUGAUGGAUAUGGAGGAAACUAUAACUCCCAGGAGGUUGACUGGUGGGGUAACUGAGCCUACAGCAAAGUGAUCCUU
Dipodomys ordii (Ord's kangaroo rat) is the source of this 2016-nucleotide messenger RNA. Its product is annotated as ATP-dependent RNA helicase DDX3X-like. The coding region runs from base 1 to 1995 and encodes 664 amino acids. Gene Ontology annotation, cellular component: nucleus; P granule. Lineage: Eukaryota; Metazoa; Chordata; Mammalia; Rodentia; Heteromyidae. The transcript is spliced from 3 exons. Gene Ontology annotation, molecular function: RNA helicase activity; RNA binding; ATP binding. The record is from RefSeq and is a predicted model, not a curated record. Gene Ontology annotation, biological process: cell differentiation; gamete generation.